Molecule: messenger RNA, 1599 nt
Organism: Aspergillus versicolor CBS 583.65
Lineage: Eukaryota; Fungi; Ascomycota; Eurotiomycetes; Eurotiales; Aspergillaceae
Exons: 6
Coding region: 1-1599 (532 amino acids)
Source: RefSeq, a predicted model, not a curated record
AUGAUCUCUCCCGAAUGGCAAGAGCUUAUAGCUCAGAAACGUGCAGCUCGGGAUUCAUAUAUUCCAUCUGCCUGGCGUGUCCCUUCUCAGAUAAUGGACAAAAUACACCCCGAAGCCAACCUAAGUGCCUUUGAUCUUUUGAAGGAGUCGAACCUUUUGACCUCGCGUGAAAUAGAGAUAACCGAAUCAUGGGACGCCACAGCUCUGCUGGGCUUUUUGGCUUCCGCGAAAAUCAGUUCUUUAGAAGUAACGGCUGCAUUUUGCAAGCGUGCGGCCAUUGCCCAGCAGCUGACAAAUUGCUUGACCGAAAUAUUAUUUGACAAGGCCUUGGAUAGAGCACGACUUCUGGACGAAUACCUGGCCAGAGAAGGGAAGACAAUGGGCCCAUUUCAUGGACUGCCUAUUAGUCUCAAAGAUACAAUGAUGGUUAAAGGGGAGUAUGCUACCCUAGGAUUUGUUUCGUAUCUCAAGAAGCCUCCCGCGGAGGAGAAUUCAGUGAUUGUCGACAUGCUACUCGACGCAGGGGCGGUUCUUUACGUGAAAACUAACGUCCCGCAAACGUUAUUUAUCUGUGAAGGAUACAACAACGUCUUUGGCCAGACAAUGAACCCCCACAAGCUGUGUCUCACUCCAUCAGGAAGCAGCUCCGGCGAAGGAGCUCUAGUAGGCUUUCGGGGCUCAGUCCUGGGAGUAGGGAGUGAUAUUGGUGGGUCAAUCCGCGCCCCAUCGCUCUGCUGUGGUGCGUUCGGGUUUAAACCUACCGCGAAUCGGCUCCCCUAUGCCAAGCAGCAGGCCCUUAUCCCUAAGGGCUGGCCAGGGAUUAUGCCAACCCUAGGCCCUCAUGCAACCUCCGCACGAGACUUGACACUACUCUUCAAGUCUAUUGUCCAAGGCCAACCCUGGGUACGUGAUUCAACGGCCCAAGCUGUGGCGUGGCGCGACGUGCCCCGGAAGAGCAAGUUGCGCAUUGGUGUUUGGCCGUCUGACCCUGAUUUCCCGGUUACUCCGCCUGUGAGCCGUGCGCUGGCAUCGGCGGUCGAGAAGCUUAAGGCUGCUGGUCAUGAAGUCAAGUUACUUACUCAGCCUCCCUCGUUGAAGACCGCCGCAAUACUAGGUGGUCGCUCCCUUGACCUGGAUCCUGAUCAGAGUAUAUUCAAAAUCCUUGCUGAAGCCGGAGAGGAGCCCAUUCCUGCUCUUCGCGAACUGCGGCCGGAUGAAUUGGUAAGUGGACGUGAGGCUAACCUGGCUGAGAUAUGGAGCAUCAAUGCAGACAAAGAGGAUUACAGGGAGGAAUGGGGGAGGAUCUGGCGCGAGGAAAAACUCGAUGUUCUUCUCUGUCCGGGUGGUAGAACGACCGCUGUUCCUCAUGGGAAGUAUGGUGUGCCAGCGUACACGAUUAUCUGGAAUCUGCUUGAUUUCCCGUCUUCUGUGGUCCCCUAUCUGCAAGCCGACAAAUCAUUGGACUUGCCUGCAACAGAAAAUUACGACCCUGUUGUGGUUGACAAAGCGCCAGUGGGCGUCCAAAUUGUUGGCUGGAGAUUCCAGGAUGAGGAAGUUUUAAUGGCAACCGAGGUAAUCGCUGAAGUACUUGCUAGGUGA